This is a messenger RNA of Balaenoptera ricei (Rice's whale), 1779 nucleotides long. It is a transcript of the gene SHC3, whose product is annotated as SHC adaptor protein 3. Gene Ontology annotation, molecular function: receptor tyrosine kinase binding. Bases 1 to 1779 code for a protein of 592 amino acids. NCBI's taxonomy places the organism in Eukaryota, Metazoa, Chordata, Mammalia, Artiodactyla, Balaenopteridae. The transcript is spliced from 12 exons. The record is from RefSeq and is a predicted model, not a curated record. Gene Ontology annotation, biological process: intracellular signal transduction; cell surface receptor protein tyrosine kinase signaling pathway. Gene Ontology annotation, cellular component: plasma membrane.
AUGCUUCCACGCACCAAGUACAAUCGCUUCAGGAAUGACUCGGUGACAUCGGUCGAUGACCUUCUGCACAACCUGUCGGUGAGCGGCGGUGGCAAGGUCUCGGCGGCGCGCGCGGCCCCGGCGGCGGCUCCCUACCUGGUGUCCGGAGACGCGCUGCGCAGGGCGCCCGACGAUGGGCCGGGCAGCCUGGGCCACCUGCUCCACAAGGUGUCCCACCUGAAACUCUCCAGCUCGGGCCUCCGCGGCCUGUCGGCGGCCAGGGAGCGGGCGGGCGCGCGGCUCUCGGGCAGCUGCAGCGCGCCCAGCCUGGCCGCCCCGGACGGCAGCGCGCCCCCCGGCCCCCGCGCCCCGGCCAUGCGCGCCGUCAGGAAGGGCCGACCCGGCGACGAGCCGCCGCCCCGCGCCCCGCACGCUAGCGACCAGGUGCAGGGGGCCGGAGUCACCUACGUCGUCAAGUACUUGGGGUGCAUUGAAGUUCUUCGCUCAAUGAGGUCACUUGACUUCAGUACAAGGACACAAAUUACCAGGGAAGCCAUCAGCCGGGUUUGCGAAGCGGUCCCUGGCGCCAAGGGAGCCUUCAGGAAAAGAAAGCCUCCGAGCAAAGUGUUGUCCAGCAUCCUGGGCAAGAGCAACCUCCAGUUUGCGGGGAUGAGCAUCUCCCUGACCAUAUCCACCGCCAGCCUGAACCUGCGGACCCCAGACUCGAAACAGAUUAUAGCGAAUCAUCACAUGCAGUCCAUCUCCUUCGCCUCUGGGGGAGACCCGGAUACAACAGACUACGUUGCGUACGUAGCUAAGGACCCUGUUAAUCGCAGAGCUUGUCACAUUCUGGAAUGUUGUGACGGGCUGGCCCAGGAGGUCAUCGGCUCCAUCGGACAAGCCUUUGAGCUCCGGUUUAAGCAAUAUUUGCAGUGUCCUUCCAAGAUCCCCACUCUCCACGACCGAAUGCAGAGUCUAGAUGAGCCAUGGACUGAAGAGGAGGGUGAUGGCUCAGACCACCCAUACUACAACAGCAUUCCAAGCAAGAUGCCUCCUCCAGGGGGGUUUGUAGAUGCUCGACUGAAAGCCAGACCCCACGGUCCUGACACAGCCCAGUUUGCAGGAAAAGAGCAAACUUACUACCAGGGGAGACACUUAGGAGACCCGCUUGGCGAAGACUGGCAGCAAACACCUGUCAGGCAAGGUGAGAGGCAAGGGUCUUUGGACGUCUACAGCAUGCCGGAAAGGAAAUCGCAUGUGGCCCCUACGGGAGAAGCCCCCACCUAUGUCAACACCCAGUGUAUCCCGCUGCAGGCUGGGCUGGCCGCAGGCAGCAGUGCAGAAAGCAGCCCACGGAAAGACCUCUUUGACAUGAAACCUUUUGAAGAUGCUCUCAAGAACCAGUCCUUGGGGCCUGUGUUGAGCAAGGCAGCCUCCGUGGAGUGCAUCAGCCCCAUCUCACCUGGAGCCCCGGAUGCCAAGAUGCUGGAAGAGCUGAAAGCAGAGCCUUGGUACCAAGGGGAGAUGAGCAGGAAGGAGGCAGAGGGGCUACUGAAGAGAGAUGGAGACUUCCUGGUCAGGAAGAGCACCACCAACCCAGGCUCCUUUGUCCUCACUGGCAUGCACAACGGCCAGGCCAAGCACCUGCUGCUCGUGGACCCGGAAGGCACGAUCCGGACAAAGGACAGGAUCUUUGACAGUAUCAACCACCUCAUCAACCACCACCUGGAGAACAGCCUGCCCAUCGUCUCUGCCGGGAGUGAGCUCUGCCUUCAGCAGCCAGUGGAGAGGAACCCGUGA